This is a messenger RNA of Olea europaea var. sylvestris, 1907 nucleotides long. RefSeq lists its product as uncharacterized. Bases 610 to 1515 code for a protein of 301 amino acids. The transcript is spliced from 4 exons. NCBI's taxonomy places the organism in Eukaryota, Viridiplantae, Streptophyta, Magnoliopsida, Lamiales, Oleaceae. The record is from RefSeq and is a predicted model, not a curated record.
UUUUUCUUUUUCUUUUUCCUGUUAGAUGAUUGUGUAGAACGUCAUAGAACACAUUUUCUCUUUUUUUGAAGGCAAAAAUCCAUUGGGAUUCCCUUUUUCUACAGCCAAUUUUCUGUUUGAUUAGCGGCAAUUUUUUGAAUAAUUGUCGUUUUGGUGGGAGGAUCAUCUUUUACUUUUUAAGUCAUGGUUCUAUUGGUUUUGCAGCUUUAAGUUGGAGUAGUGAUCCCAUCUAUUAAGCCUUGUUGCCGAUAAAUCUGGCGUUGACCAUAUGAACCCCUCGGUGAUUCUGGGUUGACCAUAUGAACCCUUGAGUGAUUCUUCACUGAGUAAUGGUCCAGAAAAAAAUAAAUCAAUGUAAUUUCUUGAGUAGUAAUACUUACGAACAUGUUCAAGUUUGAUAAAAAUGGAGCUUCUUUAAGUUUUACAUUUGUUUGGAACUAUGCUAACCAUAAUUUUAAUUAUUAUGAAUGAGCUAUCUUAAAUGUGUGGUAUUAUGUAUUGAUCUACGAUUGAUGCAGGUGAACUAAUAUCAAGAAGGGAAUUAAUUAAUAGAAUUUUUCGAUGAAAUAUACUUGAGCUGCUGCUUGCUUCUUACGCUGAUUGUAAAGAAUGUCUGCUUAUGGACAACAGAUGGAGCGGGAGUACUCCGCUCAAAGUCUUUCGAGUACAAGAGAAAUGGGAAGUCAUUUUACAAUGGAGAGAGGAAUUUACAUGUCAUCUUUUGCUGCUACAGUCUUUAUCUCUGGGCUAGUUACAAUCGGGGUAUCAUUGAUGGCAUUGCUGAUUGCAUUGACAGUAAUGUUGCAAACUUGUGAAAAUACGAAUUCAGGAGAUUUACAGAUGUAUAGAAACAUUGAAACAUAUUAUUAUUGCAAAAGUUACGCUCUGCAUGCAGAGUUGAACAGUUUAGAAGUAAAUUUUUUCCCUGCAAUUUGCAAGGAUGCAGCCAUACGAUACAUCAAUGAAGGUCAAUAUUUGAGAGAUUUAAAUAUCACAGUUGGCAUUGCUGAGGAUUUCUUCAGCAGAGUAAAGCCACUGAAUGAUGGUCGAGACAUUGUGCUGAUGGAUGCAGACGACUUCAUUACUUCAGAAAAUGUGCAUUCUCAUCUUUUGAUGCGCUGGAUCAAUAAAGAUGCCUUCCAUGAUAGCAGUAGGGUGAAAAGAAUGUUUGUCGUGAAGUUAUAUCUGAAACUUCAAGCCUGGCGAUGGCCAUUGAUUUUGAUAUCAAGGAAACCCGAGAAACUGCGUGAUGCCACAAUAGAGCAUCUGGCAUCAGUGGGAUGCAGUGGUUGGUCUUCACUAAUCAUGAGAAUGGACAAUGAAACUCAAAUGGAUUCUCAACAUUUUUCAAGACACAGGACUAAACUGCAAAAGGAGGGGUUUCGAAUCACAGCUUUGAUUAGCAGCCAGAUGGAUGCUGCAAGAGGGCCAUGCAUAGGCGAACGCAUUUUCAAGCUCCCGACCCCUAUGUUCAAUUACAAAGCAGAAGAUUAUGUUGAAAGCAAAAAUUUAUAAGGGUAAAUUUUUACGCUCAGAAUUAUAAUAGUAUCAUUCUUUUGUGUUGCUGAGACGAAAAUCUUCAUCUUACUUCAUUAGUGCCGUGUGGAGGAGAAGGUGUAUAUUGUAUUCAAGCAUAAAUUUCACAAUGAUAAAUGUUCCCUUAUGGCAUGUUGGAUUGGAUAGCACGGGAUAUGAUUAAUGAAAAGAUGUUCAAAUCUUGUUCAUUGUUUACUAAAUGUGACCGUAAAUGAUUUUGUGCCCAUUAGAAAUUUCGUCCCCAAUGUAAAUACAUGGAAACUUCGAGCUUGCGUUUGUAUAUGUUGUAUUACAACUUAAUUAUCGACUUAUCGUCAUGUCAUCAUUUUUUUAAUGCAUUGCAAAUUAAUUAGCAAUAAAUUCUUUGUUAA